Messenger RNA from Dermacentor albipictus, 795 nucleotides. RefSeq lists its product as uncharacterized. The record is from RefSeq and is a predicted model, not a curated record. Gene Ontology annotation, cellular component: extracellular matrix. Lineage: Eukaryota; Metazoa; Arthropoda; Arachnida; Ixodida; Ixodidae. Gene Ontology annotation, molecular function: catalytic activity. Gene Ontology annotation, biological process: larval heart development; cell adhesion involved in heart morphogenesis.
AUGACGCAUUCGGUUCCUCCGAAAGAUAACCCAGCACGUUGCUCGCAGCCUGAACGGCUCUCUGUCCUGCUUGUAAAUUGUCGCAGCAUAAAGAACAAAGUCGAUAACUUCAUGGCUUUAGUAGCCACUGUUAAACCUCAGAUUGUGAUGGGCACCGAAUCAUGGUUAGACAAGGAUAAACCUGAUUUAGAAAUCUUUCCGCCUGGUUUUACUGUCUAUCGGAAAGAUAGGCAUGGACAUGGCGGGGGAGUAUUCCUUUUGAUAUCAAAUGCAUUGUCAAGCACACAAAUUUUAUUUGAAAACGAUUCUGAGUCUGUAUGGUGCCUUGUGAAAUUGCCUAACGGAAACAAUGUAGUCUACGGGACAUUCUACCGCCCACCCGGCAGCAGCGACUCAUUCGGAUUGCUGUCUGAGAUGCUAUCUCUCCUGCCUAAUAGCGUAUUUCUAGGGGGGGAUUUCAAUUUGCCAGACUUCAACUGGAAUGCCGGAUGUGUGGCUGGCAAUAGGUCCCGUAUUUACACAGAGUUCGAAGAACUGCUCGGAUUAAAUGGAUUGCAGCAGUACGUACUGGAACCUACGGGAGUAAAUGCAAUUCUAGACUUAGUACUUUGCAAUAAGCCGAAGAUAAUAUCAAAAGUUACUGUUUGCCCAGCUGUUGCUUGCGCUCGGCUGCACGAGCCCGUUCUUGUGCCCGGGCUGCAGCAUCGGCACGGCGUAGAUGAGCACUUUCCCGGUUCUGCUCGCGGCGUUGCUGAUCGGAAGCUGCCUGCUCCUCAGGAGAUGAACCAACCCUAG